UCAUAUUGAACAAAACGAAGUGAGCAGUCAAAAUCAAUCGGACUCUGAGGAAAAUUCUGAAGUCGACGAAUCUGACUCCUCUGACCUGCAAGACAGCCGGAUGGAUAACUUGGCAUGGUGUGACUGUAACAACUGCACUGUAAUGCCCACUGUGGAUGAAUGCCUUUGUUGCAAGGAAGUUGGUCCAGUUGCAGAAAAGAUGGAAGAUGGGGACCUUGAUUGCAUAACAGACCAUGAGGGGUUUACUGGAAACUGUCUAAAUAGACAUGUCAUUGAAGUCUCUUUAAAUUUGUAUGACUUUGUUGAAAGGCAGGGACCAGUAGAUGAUAAUGAACCAAUUCAUGAAUUAUAUAGAUAUAUUGCGUACAGACGGUUCACUCGUUGGAUCUGGCAUAUUCUUGGUAAAAAAAGAAGAAAAGUGAUACCAGCAUGUGCAGUAAUAAAAAUUCGGGAGGCAUUCCCAUCUGAGGACUUUACUGGGUUCAAAUAUGCCAGGCCAUGAUAAUUUGAAAAAAAAUAUUUCAUGAAGCUCUCAAUUUCCCGCCCAUAUUUUUGGUUAAAAUCUGUGUAUAUUUCAUGUUUCCACAACCUAGCAUUGAAAGAUAGAAACUCUUGAUUACAUGGUGUAAAUUGUGGUAAAUACAAGGAUAAUGGUGAACAGUUAUAUUGAACAAUGAUCACAUAAUAUAUUAAAACAAAUGUACAAGUAUGCAAAGUUGAGAAAUGAUGUCAGUUUCUAGCAAAACGACUUGUUCGAUGUCUUAUUAGCUCCUCCUUAUCAAAAUGAGCAUUUGAUGCUGUUAGUGGAGGAAGUCUCUGGUAUACAACGUUAAAGUCCUCUAAAGCUUCUUUAAUGCUUGACAAGUUAUUUCGUCUGUCAAAAGUUCUUUUCAGAAGAGCUCCAACAUAAUCUACAAGACAAAUAGAAACAAUAUGUAGUAGCUCAGCCUCUAAUUCACAUAACUUAGCAGUGCGAAUUUAUAAAUGCACUUACAUGCAUGUGCAUUAUGCAUUUUGAGAAUACAAACUUAUUCAAUUUCAAUUGUACAAAAAGAGACUCAUUCUGCUGUAAAUAAACCUUUAAAAUUCCCAUAAAUAAAAAUAAACUGCUGAAGAGCAAUAUUAUUACAAAGUAAAUGUCUUGCAUAGUG
Molecule: messenger RNA, 1151 nt
Organism: Mytilus californianus (California mussel)
Lineage: Eukaryota; Metazoa; Mollusca; Bivalvia; Mytilida; Mytilidae
Product: P2X purinoceptor 7-like
Exons: 3
Coding region: 101-502 (133 amino acids)
Source: RefSeq, a predicted model, not a curated record